GGGCGCGGGUGAGAGCUCCCUGCGAUCAGUGUGUCGGCGCGCGCCGCCGCCGCCAUGGGCAACCAACAUUCAGCCUCACACGCCUCUCUAAAGCCCAGGAAGAACGUGCACUGGAAAUCCGCAGGGCGGCCGGCAGCACCAGGAAAACCGGAUAUUAUUCCGAUAUUAACUGAUGAUGAACCGAAUGCGAUCACGCUGAAAUGGACGCCGGCAGCCCACGAUGGGGGUGCCCCUUUACAGGGUUAUCAAGUAGAAUGCAAUAGGCUUGGCUCAGCUGACUGGAUUCGCACUGCGCCACCUGUCGUAGUUCGCCCUGAGUUGGUUCUCAGUGGCCUCGAGCCUCCGCAUCGCUAUCAGUUCCGUGUUGCAGCUCUGAAUGGUGUCGGUCGCUCCGAAUACAGCGAAUUAUCUGACGUCCUCACCGUCAGCUUCGAACGAGGCGCCCAAGAAGCACCCAUUUUUCUUGAGCAUCUGAAUGAUAUUACCGCACUUGAGAAUGACAAAACGGAGUUCCGUGUUACUUUCACUGGUGCGCCAACACCCACCAUCGCUUGGUUUAAAGAUGACUAUGAAAUAUUCAGUAGCAGACGCACGGCGAUCACGACCACAGAGUCAAACAGUGUACUCGUGUUUCACCAAACUCUCGCAAGUGAUGAAGGUGAAAUAAAAUGCACUGCAACCAACCGAGUAGGACAUGCAGUCACAAAAGCGCGCCUCGCUCUAGAAGCGGCACCAAAAUUGCGUUAUCCACGACAAUACGAAGAUGGUUUGUUAUACGAAAUAAACGAAACUGUAUAUUUAAAAACGACAAUCGUGGGUAAACCUACUCCUACUAUUGAAUGGAGACACGACGGUCAACCCAUAGUCGUCGACGAACGAGUGGAAAUUUCAAAUUCUCCCAAAUUCUCUGUGCUAAAAAUUCAUUCAGCAAGAAGGAGCGAUCGAGGGGAAUACCAAAUACAUGCAAGAAACAAUAUAGGUGAGGAUAUAGCAGCGUUUUUGGUAACAAUAACUGCACCGCCAGACCCGCCGAGGCGUGUUUCUGUCACGCGUCAAGUUGACAAAUCAGUUACAUUAGAUUGGGAGCCACCGGAGGACGAUGGAGGUUGUCGCAUCGGCAACUAUGUUGUCGAAUAUUAUCGCAGCGGUUGGAACGUAUGGCUAAAAGCUACCACAAGUCGAAAGACAAAUGUGACCCUGUUUGAUUUGAUAGAAGGGAGCGAAUACCGAUUUCGUGUUAAAGCCGAAAGCCCAUAUGGCAUGAGUGCGCCGAGUGUAGAGUCGGCACCAGUGAAAAUACCAGGAAGAGCUGUGGACAUGGAAUUCUUAGCAGUGGAGUCUCGUAUUAUAAACGAAGUGCUGACACGAGAGGAAGGAGAGGAGCCACGAGUUUCGCCGGCUCCUCGCCGCAAGCGAGCACAGACCACAGCUCCUGAAGCAGCACCACCGGCGCGAAUGAUGCGUACCUCCCCAGCUAAAGACAAAGAUCCUACCGGAAGCAGCGAGUUCAUGCUCGUCCUCUACCCGGACAGCAAAUCGGAUGACAAAACCGAAAAGAGAAAGUCUUUCCAAUUGGACUUGGAGGAUGCUCUAUCUCCGCCACCCAUUUCUCUGUCAGCACCUGAGCUUAGUUCGCGUUGCAUUAUGCCUUUCAAGGCCCUCCGCAAUGCUGUCAGCUCAACAGAACUCCUACAUGAAAGAGCUAUGGCACGAUUUUAUAAAGCCGUGGCUAUGAAAGAAGAACAAACAAAACAAACUAAAGAGGAUAAACCUAAAACUGACCACAAUGCAGACAUUCCGUACGACAAUAGCCGCGAUAUAAUAAACAACGAUAAUGAAACAUUCACAUCGCCAUCAGAACCGAUUCAAGCAAAACUAGUAAUGCCAAAUAUAAUUAUCAAAUCAGAUUCUGUUGAAGAUCGAGAAUACGAAUAUAACUCGCGACAAGCUUCUCAAGAUUCGGAAACGUCCGAAAACAGAUGGCAUCAAAAUAUAUCAUUCGAUGAAGAUUACACAGCGAGUACUGUGUCAACAGAUGGAGAUUAUUCAGAUGAUGGUAGCUUAGAUGGAGAUUUAGAUAGAAGAAGCCAGUACUCAAAUGAAGAAGACACAUACAAUCCGAGAAAUAAAGUAUCUCGACCUUCUUCUCAUGAUGAUCUAAUGGAAGAAGAAGAAGAAGAGUCAGAAAGAGAAAUACUAAAACCUCUACCUCUGCCCGAUCCUAAUUUUGUACCCAAACCGAUAUUGAAACGAAGGGACUUAGACAUACCAGAAACUAAGCCUGUGCCCAAUUUAACAUCACAAAACUCAAACGAAAAACCAAAACUAGGAGAAAUAAACAUCAAAGAAGAUAAACAAAAGAAAGAUGACAAAAUGAAGAUAUUCAAAAGAAUUACUAAAAUGCCAGUUCAGAAACCUUUCCAAUUCCCGAAAUUACUUUCUAAAAAGGAACCUCAAAAAUUACCACAAGAUAAUUUACCUAACGACACAAACAAGAAGAUUAACAAAAUAGAGAAAGUUCAAGAUAAAAUUAGCGAGGAAGGUAGAACCGUAAUAGAUUAUUAUACUAAUAUUGUAAAAGAAUAUGGUGGUCAAAAGAAACCUGUGACACCUCUUUACCUAAACACGGAAGACUUGAAGAAUGUUGCAGAAAAACAACAAUAUGUAGAUGAAACAAGAACCAAAGAAAGGAAAACAGUUAAACCAAAAAAGACAAUAGCCAAUAAAACGAAUGAUAUCAAAACGCCGGUAAAUAAAAAUAAAACUGCCAAUUCCAUUACAAAACCUAAACCGAAACAGGUACCUAAUAUGGAAAAACCAAAAUUAAUAAAAAAAGAAAAACUAACAACGCGUAAUUCUAUAGAUAAACAAAAUAAUUCCGAGGAAACACAAAACAGAAAAUGUACCCAACAAAUAGUUUUGAAAAAAACUGAACGAGCAACUAUUGUAAUACCUAUAGAUUAUCAAGAGCUAGAGGAAAAGGCUAAAGUAACUGUAAGAUCUGCAAUCGAUUACAUGGUAGAUAUGUGCCUACUGCUUUUAGCUUUCUGGGUUUAUUUCUUUAAAGAUGAGAGACUGGCAAUCCCUUUCCUGAUACUCAUUAUCUAUCGGCAGUUGCAAGAAACACUUUUAUCAAAUAUACCAGAGUGGGUUAAGCGCCACACUCCAAGUUGGAUCAAGAAAAAAACUUCCUGACCUU
Achroia grisella is the source of this 3199-nucleotide messenger RNA. RefSeq names its product titin (gene MnM). Gene Ontology annotation, molecular function: protein binding. The record is from RefSeq and is a predicted model, not a curated record. Lineage: Eukaryota; Metazoa; Arthropoda; Insecta; Lepidoptera; Pyralidae. Bases 55 to 3195 code for a protein of 1046 amino acids. The transcript is spliced from 3 exons.